This is a messenger RNA of Polyodon spathula (Mississippi paddlefish), 3618 nucleotides long. RefSeq names its product splicing factor U2AF 65 kDa subunit-like. The coding region runs from base 149 to 1555 and encodes 468 amino acids. The record is from RefSeq and is a predicted model, not a curated record. Gene Ontology annotation, molecular function: pre-mRNA 3'-splice site binding; poly-pyrimidine tract binding. Gene Ontology annotation, cellular component: U2-type prespliceosome; commitment complex; nuclear speck. Gene Ontology annotation, biological process: mRNA processing. Lineage: Eukaryota; Metazoa; Chordata; Actinopteri; Acipenseriformes; Polyodontidae. The transcript is spliced from 11 exons.
UUGUCAUUCGAUGCUGGGAUGUCUGUCUGGUUCCUGCUUGGCAGACAGAAGAAACUGCUAGUAACGAUACAAUAUUAGCAACAAUUUGAGUUAAAUAUUUAUAUAAUAUAUAAUAAACCACAAUCAAUAAAUAAAUAAAUACACGACAAUGUCAGAAUUUGAUGAGUUUGAGAAGCAGCUAAGCGAAAAUCGGCAGGAAAGAGAAAAUGAACGUCACAGAAAAAGAAGUCGGAGCAAAUCGCAAAGCCGCAGCGAGAAGCAUCGCAGUUGGAGCAAGGACAGGGGCAGUCGUAGCCGAGACAAAAAACGACACAGUCGGGAUCGGAAGAGUAAGAGCAGAGACAUACGGAGCAGGUCAAAGGAGCAGAAGAAACACAGUUACUCUCCACAAAGAUCCCAGAAGAAAAGAUCUUGUAAAUACUGGGAUGUUCCACCACCAGGUUUUGAACACGUCACACCGGUGCAGUACAAGGCUAUGCAAGCUGCAGGGCAGAUUCCCAGUGCAGCUCUGCUGACAAACUCCACAGUUAGCGGAGUAGCUGUCACCCCCACCCAGGUGCCGACAGUUGGCAGUCAGAUGACUCGACAGGCCAGACGACUCUAUGUGGGAAAUAUUCCUUUUGGUGUUACAGAGGAGUUAAUGGCUGAUUUCUUUAAUGCUCAAAUGCGUCUCGCUGGGUUAUCGCAGGCCCCCGGCAACCCGGUUCUUGCAGUACAGAUUAACCAGGAUAAAAACUUUGCUUUCCUUGAAUUCCGUUCAGUUGAUGAAACUACACAGGCCAUGGCGUUUGAUGGGAUAAUAUUCCAGCUUCAGUCUUUAAAGAUCCGGAGACCUCAUGACUACCAGCCUCUGCCAGGGAUUUCAGAACAACCCUCUCUUCAUGUCCCAGGUGUUGUCUCCACAGUUGUUCCAGAUUCUCCAAACAAGCUUUUCAUCGGUGGUUUACCUAAUUACCUCAAUGACGAUCAGGUAAAGGAACUUCUGACGUCAUUUGGUCCUCUUAAAGCAUUCAACCUGGUGAAGGACAGCGCAACAUCAUUGUCUAAAGGUUAUUCCUUUUGUGAAUAUGUUGAUGUCAGUGUUACUGACCAGGCAGUCGCAGGGCUGAAUGGCAUGCAGCUCGGAGACAAAAAACUAAUAGUACAGCGGGCAAGUGUGGGAGCUAAGAAUGCUAAUCCGAGUGCAAUCAUUCAGACCCUAGUGACUUUGCAAGUACCAGGCCUCCAGACUUUCCAAAACACAGGAAUGCCAACGGAAGUGCUCUGCCUGUUAAAUAUGGUAAUGCCUGAGGAGCUGGUGGAGGAUGAUGAAUAUGAAGAGAUUUUAGAAGAUAUUCGUGAAGAGUGCUGCAAAUAUGGAAGUGUCCGGUCUAUCGAAAUCCCACGCCCUGUCGAUGGUCUUGAAGUGCCAGGAUGCGGCAAGAUCUUUGUGGAGUUUGUUUCAGCAUCAGAAUGCCAGAAAGCCAUGCAAGCACUCACGGGCCGCAAAUUUGCCAACAGAGUGGUUGUUACAAAAUACUACGAUCCGGAUAUGUAUCACAGACGUGAAUUCUAAAUGCUGUGCUAGGUGUGCAGUAGGUCCCCAUCCUUUACUAAAGCACACAAUUUAAUAAGUUUAGAACCUUCCUACAGUGUACUUUCAUGAUAGUACUAUUUAAAAAAAAAAUAAAUAAAAAAAAUUGUAAUAAUAAUUGAAUCCAUUCAUGUGCUGUGAGUGACUUGUAACGAAAUGGUUUUAAUUCAACACUUUGGUGGCAACAUUACCCCACCUGUCAUAGGUUUAUCAUGCGUCUCAGAUUGGUAAAGAAAUGCGUUCACGUUAUUCCUUUUAAAGGCAUCAACUUGCAUAGCCCAUAUGAUUUUCUUUUUACAUCUACUGUACAUGUAUCUGUACACCUUUCAAAAUUUGACCACAGGCAGCCAGGAAUUAAAGCUUCUUAAAAUUGUGGCUACGCUCAAAAUGAAAGGACUAUUUAAGCUAUGUAGCAUGACAAGGGGUGUGGAUAUAACCCUUCAGUGACUUCAACCUUGUCAUGACCUAUUUCAUUGUUUAAUUUUUUUGGUUUUCUUGUUUAUGUAUUACAGUAAUUUUAUCCAGGAGGCGGAAAAAAAAAUCUUUAAGGUUAAAAAAUGCGGUUAAACGAAUGCAAUAAAAGAGCUUCUUAUUAAUACUAUUAAUUUAUUUUUAAAAACAGUUCCUCUGUACCUAAUUUCCACUGUUGGCGGUUCUCUUUAGUCAUUCAAACUGGGCCUCAGUUCUUAUCGUCUAGGUCCUUCAAUAACUGGUGUAUCAUAUAGAGGAUGACCUUGUUCAAGCUUCUGUUUGAGACUUAAUAAUAACUUUCUAGCAGCGUUUUUAUCAGGAGACGUUUGAUAAGUCAUAAUAAUAGUACAUUAGACCAAAUAAAAAGGCAGUUGGAUAAUUAGACCAAAUAAGCAGGAGGUUGACAGUUAGAUUAGGUAAUUUAAGCAUAACUUAAACAAGACUGUAUAGCCUCCAACCAAACAGAACAGCCUUGAAUGAAGCUGACAGGGAGAGUGAAACAUACCCAGCAAUUGCCUGAGAGUGAGGAUUUGCUGCAUGCUGUGUGUAAAGGAGUGCGGAGCACACAGUUAAGCUUGAAGGGAAUGUAUGUAUCACGAGGAGAAUUCAUUUGAGAUGCUAUUAUUAUGGGGAUGCCACUGCAUAACCACAAACCCUCCCAUAGCAACUUUCAGGAAUUUAAAAAAGGGAGUGGCGUUGGGAUGGGAUUCAUUGUUUUAUGUAAUUAGGCAUGCUCAUUCAGACAUCCUGCCUGGAAAAUGAAAGCCCUUUUAUAAUUUUGAAUGAAUAAUUUCCAUUAAUGGAUGGUACAGCGGCUUUAUCAUUUCGUGACAUAAUAUCAAUAUUUGAUUGUGAGUGCAGGUUUGACAAGCUUUAAAAAAAACAUGGAAUUGCCAAGCCACUGUUAAAUGAUCACACAUUUAUAUCAACAUUUCUGGAAUGUAAGCAAAGAUUUGAGUUAUCGUUUUCCAUUGCAACACACAAUGUAAAAUGUUAAUUAAGGGUUUCGAUUUAUUUUGUUGCAACACAUGGUGAAAUAUUGUUAACCCAUUUGUUCUCAAAUCAUAGAAGUGACGAGACAAAAUGAUUUCAUAGGGUUUGCCAUGAGAAUGUUUGUUUAAAACCUUUUAUAAAGUUUAGAAUUACAAAAUGGUAAAAAGCUGCAGCAGUGGUGGUUUGACGUAGUUGGCAAUGUGAACAAAGUGGUAUUUAUUUUGCUGUUUUUUAGGAACUAGGGGUCAAGCCUUAUUCUUGAGGGCUGUUUAUGUUGAAUGCUCCUGUAUGUGUUCACUGUCACAUCCUCAUGAUUUUCUGUAUCUGGGUCUCCAUUUCACCAACUUUAAACUUACUUGUAUCACCCUUUUGAGACUGUGUUGGGGUGACCUUGAACCUUAUAUCCAAUGUGGCAGUUUUACAGUGUUUCCCAAACAGUGAAUGGAUAUCUGUCAAUAUUUAGUUUUAUUAUAUAAAUGUUUGAGUUUUGAUCAACAAAAUAGCCAGCUGGAAGCUUUUUGUUUGUUAUUUCAUUUACAUUUUAAAUUAAAUUCUGUUCAUGGUUACUUUUAAAAGUUGAA